Messenger RNA from Panonychus citri (citrus red mite), 762 nucleotides. RefSeq lists its product as uncharacterized. Bases 66 to 563 code for a protein of 165 amino acids. Lineage: Eukaryota; Metazoa; Arthropoda; Arachnida; Trombidiformes; Tetranychidae. The record is from RefSeq and is a predicted model, not a curated record. The transcript is spliced from 2 exons.
CAGUUAGUUGAAUGAUUAACAUUGAUUAUACAACAAUCAAGUGAAAAUAAACUGAAUUAAAAAAAAUGAAGCUAUCGAUAAGUUUAAUUGUUGUCAUCACCUUUUCAACAGUUUAUGGAGCUACAAUUAAGAAGGAGGAAUUUGUUGAUUUAUGUCAAGCUGCAGGUAAAUUGUUGGUCUAUGGAUUAUCUCCAGCCUCUGUUCAACAAGUUCUUAAACAGAGAUCGGAAUUAUCGAUUCUACAAAGAUCAGAGGAACAACUUGAUUCGUCAAAUGAACUUUAUGAUGAAUUCGCUUCUAAAUUUGUCGAAUCGAUAACUAACCUUUUCGUUGACGCAAUUGUACAAAUGAACAAUGAUCAACGAAUAUUUCGAGAGUCAUCUACUCUUUCUCCAGCAAGAUCUCAAGAGGUUGAGAAUUUGAAAAUCUCUUCCGUUUCCGCUUUCUGUAAGCAGCUUCCGCUUCCAGAUUCAAUCGAUACGACAAAUCCAAUUACCACAUUAACUGCAAUAGUUAAUUAUGUAAACAAUUUACAGCCACUAGUCUCAUCGAUGAAAAUUUAAUUCGGUAAACCCAAAGUUUGAAUUCAAUCCAGAAUUUGGUCAACAAGAAGCCGAUUAAUUGUAAAUUAAAUAAAAUCAAUUAACCUUCAACAACAACAACAACAAUUAAACCCUAACUAAAUCAUAACUUUUAUUCAUUAUUAUUAUUGAUUAUUAGCUAAGAAUCACAGUACAAUUAAAAAACAUUAAUUGAACACAA